This is a messenger RNA of Dreissena polymorpha, 346 nucleotides long. RefSeq lists its product as uncharacterized. Gene Ontology annotation, molecular function: four-way junction helicase activity; ATP binding; 3'-5' DNA helicase activity. Gene Ontology annotation, biological process: telomere maintenance; double-strand break repair via homologous recombination. Lineage: Eukaryota; Metazoa; Mollusca; Bivalvia; Myida; Dreissenidae. Bases 11 to 346 code for a protein of 111 amino acids. Gene Ontology annotation, cellular component: nucleoplasm; cytoplasm; chromosome. The record is from RefSeq and is a predicted model, not a curated record. The transcript is spliced from 2 exons.
UAAAGCCAACAUGGCGGCCUACGUAAAUGCGAUCGAGAGAGUAAAAGAAAAAUACGGUUUAAAUGUUACCCUGAAGCCACAGCAGACUGAUAUCAUCUCGUACUUAUUAGAUGGAUGCGAUGUUUUUGGAUUGCUACCAACUGGAUUCGGAAAAUCAAUGACUUACAUCUUUGUACCAUUGAUUUUAGACGAGCUGAAAGGAGAAAGAGAUGUGUGGCAUACAUCUCUUGUCAUCUCUCCUUUGAAGGCAUUGAUGGCUGAUCAGGUUGAAUAUCUGAAGAGUCACAACAUUCCUGCUGCAUCCCUCUCCAAUGAAACAGAAAUUAAAGGUAAAACUGAAACAUAA